GCGGCGGCGGCGGCAGCUAUGGCCACGAGCUCCCACUGUGCACUCGCAGCUGCCCUGCUGGUGGCGAUGGCGGCGACGAGCACACAGUCGCCGCACGGACAGGGGAGUGAGCGCAUCACCGACGGCAAACCCGCUAGGCUCGGCCAGUUCCCCCACCAGGCCCUCGUCCUCGGCGACGGGACUCACAUAUGCGGCGGGUCGCUUAUUAGCAGAACUGCAGUCCUCACCGCUGCCAUCUGCACCGUCAAAUUUGAGAAGUUCAUCAUUCGCCUGGGAACCGUUCAUCGGACUAAGAACGAGACCACAGCCUGGGUCAUUACCGCCCACUGGGCCGUGGCCCACGCGGACUACACAACGGAGGCCUAUUUGAGUCACAAUGUGGCUGUGGUUUUCCUGCCCAAGAAAGCUCCUCUCAGUAGUUUCAUUGAGGUGAUGAUGUUAACUUCCUUCAGCGAGGUCAAUGAAACCUUUGUAGGAAGAACUGCCUUGCUCAGCGGCUGGGGACAAACAGGUGAUGGCAAAAAUGUUUCUGACACUCUUCAGUAUGCCGAGUUGACGGUUGUUCCCAAUUCAAUAUGCGAGGAGGGCUACGGACCAGGUUUCGUUCUUGAAAGUACGCUCUGUGCCGGAAGCAAGUUCAAAGGCAUGUGCUUCAAUGACCAUGGCGGAGCCCUUGUUCUCAAGACCAAAGAAGGCUACAAGCAGAUCGGCAUUGCCAGCUUUAUGUAUGAUAAGUGCGACGUACCUAUACCUGGUGGCUUCUCCAGGGUAACCUACUUCCUCGACUGGAUCACGAAAACUGCUGAAAUUACUGUUGACUGAGAAGUUGGCAUUGAUAGUUAUACUGUUCCAUUACUAGAUCACAUUCAAUAUGUAUUUUAGUGAAACUGAAAAAAAUCAGCACAUGACACUUAAUAAUGGGCCAGAAAAUAUGUUCUCAGAUCACAACUGAGUCAGUGAGUAGAUUAAACUGCGCUUGAUUGCAGCAUACACCAUGUACUUUCUGUGGAUCAGCUGUUUUCCUCUCUGGAUGUUCCCAGCAAGGGACAAUAUGUGACUGAAGAAAACUAUUUAUCUCUGUGUCAACGUGGAUUCAAGGAAUAAAAUUAAUAUGUAACUAUGUUGCUUUUUAGUAAUUUAUGGGUAGAAUGAAUUUAGAGAGUGUUUUAAUAUUUUAAUGUACUCAAACCUAUCUAAUAAUUGUCAUUUGUUUCAUAACAGCAAAGUAAUGGUAUAUUUUUUCCAUGUACCACUGGGUCUACAUUCGG
Molecule: messenger RNA, 1268 nt
Organism: Schistocerca gregaria
Lineage: Eukaryota; Metazoa; Arthropoda; Insecta; Orthoptera; Acrididae
Product: collagenase-like
Exons: 6
Coding region: 19-822 (267 amino acids)
Biological process (GO): proteolysis
Molecular function (GO): serine-type endopeptidase activity
Source: RefSeq, a predicted model, not a curated record